AUGUUUCGCGCUUGCUUGGUUCCUUGGCGCGCCGGCGGCGGCUGCUCCUCCUCCUGCUCCGCGCAGCGUCUGGGUUUCAGGCGUUAUGGGAGACUGGCCCUCCUCCGCCUAUCAGCCGGCGAAGGUGCUUCAGCUGCUGAAGGCAAGCAUCUUCUGGGCGUCGCUUCCCGGAGAGCAAGGUGCAGCGGUGGUCCGGGGCGCGGGACCAAGUGGAUCAAGCCCGCGGGCCGGGACAGCGGGAUCCAGGCGUACAACAGCCUGAGCAGAAGGAAAGAGCCUCUCAUCCUGCGAAACGCGGAUGUGGUGACUUGGUUAGAAUACUUAGAAAAUUGUGCUCCUAUUUCUUUUAAUUUAUUCCCCCCCCCCUUGCCGGGACACCUUCAUAGCUAGCAAUAAAAUGGAUAGGUAAAUAAUAAAUAGGUAAAUAGGUAAAUAAAAUGGAUUCCUCUCCGCCCCCCACCCCCAGCAGUGAAGAGGGUAAAGUCUCACCUUUUGAGAUGUUGCAGUUUGUUAGAAACGAAGCUCCCAGGGGAACUAGUAAUUCGUAAUGCAGUACAUUUGGGUCCAGCUAAAUAUUAAAAUAUUAGGACGCAUGUGGCGCUGUGGUCUAAACCACAGAGCCUAGGGCUUGGUGAUCAGAAGGUCUGUGGUUUGAAUCCCCGCGACGGGGUGAGCUCCCGUUGCUCGGUCCCUGCUCCUGCCAACCUAGCAGUUCGAAAGCACGUCAAAAGUGCAAGUAGAUAAGUAGGUACCACUCCGGCGGGAAGGUAAACGGCGUUUCCGUGCGCUGCUUUGGUUCACCGGAAGCAGCUUAGUCAUGCUGGCCACAUGACCUGGAAGCUGUACACCGGCUCCCUCAGCCAGUAAAGCAAGAUGAGCGUUGCAACCCCAGAGUUGGCCACGACUGGACCUAAUGGUCAGGGGUCCCUUUACCUUUACCUAAAUAUUAAAAACCAGCAAAAGUUGUGGCACAAUCCUUGGGUGCUUUAUGUGGAAGUAAGUUGGAUGGAACUUACAAUUAGGUGUGCAUAGGAUUUAUUUGUGGGGUUUUGCUCAGUAAUCCGGCUCACAGCUAUACGUGGCCUGCGCUUUUAAAAAGUUGAAACCAGAAUUGCACCAUGGCAUAAUGGAUACAGACUUUGAGAGAGGUAGAGAAGCAAUUUCUCAGUAGGUGUGUGAGUAAGCAGAAGGCUGAGACAUGGUGGAGAACAGGGACACUGAAUGGAACAGGUGUGAGUUCAAAAAUGGGGAAAUUGAGAUGUUGUGUACCUCUAGGAAACAAGGCAAGGCCAGGAACAGAAUAACAAAAAGCUUUAGGCAAACUUGACAGAGGAGGCAGCAGUUAAGGAGCGUGGGCAAGGACCGAGUCCAGGAACCUUGUAUUGUUUGCUUAACAAAGACUUGUUUUUUUCCCCGGGGGGGGGGGAAUUACCGGUAGUUUUCCCUACUGUGCCUAAAAUGGGCUCCAAGUUCGGAGGUCAUGUGCUUCACCCUUCUUAUUCAGCUGUGUAAUGGUUGAUGUGAAUUUUGAAACUGAUCAUUACGUAACGCCUUCUGGUGUUUUUCUUAGUAGAUCUUAAUUUUAUUCACAGGUAUAGCUGUGGACCUACUGUCUAUGACCAUGCACACCUUGGGCAUGCUUGGUAAGCCUUCACAUGCUAAAAUUUCAUAUUUUUUUUGUCGGAAUUAGUUCUGCACCAGCCGGCUUCAAUAUAGACUCUUAUUUUGUGUAGUAGAUACUCUUCUUACGAGUACAUUAGCAUCAAGCUGUUUUUCAGCAGAGAGCAGGAAUACUAGAAUUGUAACCCUGAGGAGUUAGCCAAGUGCAAGCUAUCAGCAUCCUGCAGAAUAAGAAGUGUAGUUAAAUGCACCCAAGUGAGGCUUGGAAGAAAAGAUAGGGGGGAAAGUCAGCCUGGCAUGGAGAAAAAUUCACUUCUGAGAUCCAAAAUAUGAUGGGCCACUGUGCCUCAAGCUUUAACAAGGUGUUCGUCUUUCUGCUGAGGCUUCUGAAGCAAAAACUAAAAUAAAAUCCUAGCUUCAGUAUGUCUACUUAACAUAAAACCAACCUGUUUCAUAUCUGACUGAGGCCCGUAAUACAUGUGCCUUUCCCCCUCUCUUUCAGCUCCUAUGUUAAAUUUGAUAUAAUUCGAAGAAUACUGACAAAGAUGUUUGGAAAGGAAGUCGUCAUGGUGAUGGGGAUUACAGAUAUAGAUGACAAAAUAAUUAAGAGAGCCAGUGAGGUAAGUGUAUAUAGUUAGCUUGCUUUUUGGUUCGCAAUCCAGUGGAUUUUACAAAUGUGCUGGAUUGUACUGUUUGCAUUAUAGCCAGUCUAGGUAGGCUGUGAAAUGAAACGGAUACAGUGGACGCUCGGGUUGCGAACGUGAUCUGUGCAGGAUGCACGUUCACAACCCGCAGCGGUGUGUCUGCGCAUGUGCAGGUUGCGAUUCGGCACUUCUGCGCAUGCGCAAAGUGUAAUUUAGUGCUUCUGUGCGUGCGCGACCCCUGAAACCCGGAAGUAACCUGUUCUGGUACUUCCGGGUUUAGGCAGGUCCGUAACAAAAACAAACAACCCCCCCCCCAAAAAAAACCCCGCAACCUGAAGCGUCUGUAACCCGAGGUAUGACUGUAUUGCAUGGCAGGAUCAAAAUUUGGGAGAUUUGCAGACUCUCUCUAUCUUUUUGUAGGUGAAAAGUUCUGCUAGGCCUCAGCCAAACAAGAGAGAGGCUUCUCUCAAUUGCAGUUAGGAGAUCUGUCCCUCUUGAAGUAAAUUUCCAUCUCCUACCUUAACCUCUGUUAAGUAAUACAGCUGUGGCAGUGUUAGCUGUGAUAAAGGAAUGAAGGCGCUGGAUAGGAAUGCCUCUGAAGGAGGAAGUGUGUAUUUUGGGAUUUCUCUGAGAUCCAUCACUGUCACUAGUGAUGGAUCAGGUGACAUCAGUGGUUAAGCACACACAUUGCCAGUUUUGACUGGUGCAACCAUUCCUGGAGAGGGAUAGCCUUGCUGCAGUAGUUUAUGCAUGGAUAACCUCACAAUUAGACUACUGUGAUGUGCUAUUUGUGGGGCUGCCCUUGUACCUGGUUUGGAAUCUGCAGCAAGCACCAAAUGCAGCGACUAUAGUGCUUGGUGGGACACCAAGCUAUAUACAUGUUACACCAGUGUUGAAAGAUGUGCAGUGGCUAUUAGCUACUGAGCCAUGUUCAGAAGGGUGUGGUUGCUGUUAUUUAAAACUUUGGGAACCAGAAUAUUCUGCAGACUGCAUCCCCAGGUACAGACCAAGUCAAUCUUUUAAGCUCUUCAAAGAAGAGCCUGCCAGUUGUUCUGUGACCACUUAGUUGUUACUUGUUGACAAUGCUUAAGAAGUGAGCCUUCUUGGCGAUAGCACCCGUCCGUGGGUUAUUUGUGAGGCAGAAACGGCAAUACCUUUGAAUGCUUCUUUAAGAUUAUGUUCACCUAAACCAGGCACCCCCAGACUCGGCCUUCCAGAUGUUUUGGGACUACAAUUCCCAUCAUCCCUGCCCACUGGUCCUGUUAGCUAGGGAUGAUGGGAGUUGAAGUCCCAAAACAGCUGGAUGGCCAAGUUUGGGGAUGCCUGAUCUAAACUUUCCUGGACUUCUUAAUUUAUUUUGUUUUGUACAAUGCUUGAUUUUUCUUUGUGCUAUACAGUUUUGUGUUCUUACCACAUUGUUAGGAACUUUAAUUGGUGGUAGUGAUUGACAUUUUUUUAUAGCUUUUGUGUAAACCACCUAGAGAUUUAUAUACAUAUGUAUAUAGAGAGAGUGUGUACUUUUAAAAUUAAUAAAUAAUAACCAGGAUUCCCACUUAACAAGGAUUGGAAAUCAUUAUCACAUUUUAAAGGUUCUCUUCCAGUUAUCUGUCACAAUUCUACCCAGAUACCCCAGUGCCAUCAAAUGCUAACCUACCUAAAUGCAGUUAAACCAGUUCUAUCCUUGCAAUUCAGUAAUUUUUUUCUGUUUCCCCAUCUGCCCAAUUUUCUGUCCUAACAUUUGGCAUAAUAUAUUGGCAUUGAGCAGCUCAGUUUUUGUAUGAUGGGAAUUUCUGGAACAUUUAAAUGUAGUAACUUGAGUUGUUGACGUAUGGUGCCUCUUGUACCAUAUGGGGGGCCCACCAAGCUUUUGUCCAUACAGUACUUAACAUUUUUACUUGUUGCUCAUAGUUCCUUCUUUCCCACCAGCUCUGAAGGGGAAGAUCCAAAGUACUGAAAAAUACUUUUAAAAACAUAAGCAAAUAAUAAUAAUCCCAGGCUGCUUCCUGCAUGAUCCCAGAUCAGCCUUCUCCAGCUUGGUGUUUGUGCUGGCUGGAGUUGAUGGGGAGUUGCGGUUAGAAACAUAUAGAGAGCACCAGGCUGGGAAAGACUGUCCCAAACAAUCUGGGAUCCUGUGGGCAGCAUAAUGAUGUCACCUAGACAAUACGAUUUGGUUUUGUGGUGAUUCCCCCUCUGGGCUGACUUUCUGGUGAUGCUAGGGAGCUAAAACCAAGGGAAUUCCUUCAAAAUGAUAAACACUUGUUUUUGUAGGCCUCAGCCCCAAACAGUAAUCAAAACAAGUGGGGGUGCUGUGGGGCAAGGGGGGCAUAUCGCUCCAUUAUCAGUCUAGUUUGGCCCGUUUUGAACUGUAUCAUCUUUUAUCUCAAUGAAAUGAGAAAUAAUAUUAAGUGUUUCAAGGAAUUUCCCUGAAUGUUUGGGCUUUUUGUUGUUGUCAGGGCUCCGGAGAGCUGUCACCUGUCAUUCCUGUUUGACUAUGAAUGGGGGUAUUUUUAAUUCUGUGUUUGAAAUUGAAGCUACCUUUAGAUUAAGGGGGGGACGCGGGUGGCGCUGUGGGUUAAAAUCUCAGCGCCUAGGACUUGCCGAUCGUAUGGUCGGCGGUUCAAAUCCCCACGGCAGGGUGAGCUCCCGUCGUUCGGUCCCUGCUCCUGCCCACCUAGCAGUUCGAAAGCACAUCAAAGUGCAAGUAGAUAAAUAGGGACCGCUUUCUAGCGGGAAGGUAAACGGCGUUUCCGUGUGCUGCGCUGGUGCUGGCUUGCCAGCUGCAGCUUCGUCACGCUGGCCACGUGACCCGGAAGUGUCUUCGGACGGCGCUGGCUCACGGCCUCUAGAGCGAGAUGAGCACGCAACCCUAGAGUCGGACACGACUGGCCCGUACGGGCAGGGGUACCUUUACCUUUACCUUUUUAGAUUAAGGAUGCCCCCCCAAAAAAAGAUCAGUUCCCUUCUCCCUUGUUCUCCCUUGAUAUGUAAGAUUGUUGUGCUCCUCAGGCUAGCAGUUAAUGUGGCUUAUUGGUUUUAUCUUGGAUUUCUUUUCUCUCCUUCAGUUCGCUAUUAACUAACUGAUCAAACAAAUUUACCUGUGCGUUCCUUUCUUACAGAUGGGCAUAUCACCAGUGUCUCUUGCUCGCUUUUAUGAGGAGGACUUCAAGCAAGACAUGGAUGCUUUAAAGGUACAGAUAUUUCAUCUAAUAUGGAAGACAUCUUUUAUUUGUUGGAAAAGAUGCCUGGGCAGUGGUGGACCUCUUCCUUGGUCUGUUGAACUAAUUGCCUAUGCAUAUUUAGGUGUCUCCCCAACUUCAUUGAUGCUUCCUGUGAACUUGGUGUUCUUUUUGUUAUUCUGUCGACCAGGUAACACUUAAACCUGCUGCUGAUAGUCCACAUUUUUUAAUAAAAGCUGAUGACUUCUUUUAAAUUUUCAGGUUCUACCUCCUACAAUAUAUAUGAGAGUGACUGAAAAUAUUCCUCAGAUCAUUUCUUUUAUACAGCAGAUCAUUGCUAGCGGGCACGGUUAUGCAACAUCGAAAGGUAAAUCUUCUGAACAAUGCAAUUGCAUGUUAAUUAGUGUAGAAGACAUUUUUUUUGUCUGUUGUUUUUUUUCAUGUUGCCUUGAAUACGUCUUGUCCAGCUGUUAAAUAGCAAAUGCAGAGUUAAUGUAACUAUUAACUUUGAGCCAUUGUGGCCUAGUAGUUAAGAGUGGCAGACGAGGACCUGUGAGAGCAGGGUUCAAAUCCCUACUCAGCCAGGAAGUUCAUUGAGUGACCUUGGGCCAGUCCACUUUGGCAGAUGAUUCCACAUGCAGCUUGCUUCGUUUAUGUGAUCAGCAUAGGGGUACCAUCUCCCCAUGGUUGCUGGCACUGUUCAGUACCUGUGUGGUGGUGUGCUGGGUGCAUAAAUAUAGAGGAAUGUGUAAAUCAGGGUUUCCCAAACGGGUUUCCAGCUGCUUUUGGACUACAACUCCCAUCAUCCCUAGCUAGCAGGAUCAUUGGUCAGGGAUGAUGGGGAUUGUAGUCCAAAACCAGCUGGAGACCCAGUUUGGGAAACUCAGGUGUAGAUUUUCUCCUUAAUCCAAGGAUAGUCAACAGGGUGUCCUCCAACUCCCAUCAGCUCCAGCCAGCACAGUCAACCUUCAGGGAUGAUGAGAAUUGUGAUCCAACAACUUCUGUUGAGCACUACAUUUGCUACCCCUGCCUUAAAUCAGUAGGCCUAAUCGCUUCCAUCUUUGUAAUAAGACCAAACUGUUUAUUUCCGACAGGUAAUGUUUAUUUUGAUGUCCGUUCUAGGGGAGACAGAUACGGAAAGCUAACGCAGGUUUACCCUGACACCCAAGAGGAACCAGGUAAGUUAACAAAAGCUGUGUUGGCUUCUGCAUGAAUUAGGGAGGCUUUGUAUGUAUUCUAUGCAAAAAGUAUAUAAUACAUAGAAAGGAGGCUAGUAGCCCUGUUUUAACUUGGUUCUGUGUAAGCCAGGGGUGCUAAGCUGUAGCACAUGGGCUGCAUCUGGCUCCUAAAGAGUCUUUUGUGGAACCUCCCAGUUUUAAAUUUAAUUUGUACAGGUUAUUUAUAACUGCUUCCAUAAGUACAUCAGUGUGGUGCUCUGGACAACCCCUGCACCCAUGUGUGUCCAUUUUUAUUAAAAACAAAAACUGACAGCUCCCACAGACAUGCCCUCCUAGUGGUGCAGCCAUAAAACUUCUAGCCCAUUUGCAAAGUUAAGCAGGGUCCAGUAUGUUUUUAAUUUGGAUGGAGGACCAUGUGUUGAGAUUCCUUGCAUUGCAAGGGGUUGAACUUGACGACCCUCGAGUUCUCUUCCAACUCCUACAAUUCUAUGAUUCUGAUUCCCCUGCUGUGAUUUGGUGAUGCUCCCCUCAGGUGAUCCCGCUCCCCAAAUAUUUGGCCUUUAAAAUUGCACUGAAAGUGGCCUAAGGCCUAGUGGCAGGUCUUGAGACGCACUAGUGAGACAUAUGAAGCUGUCCAGAUUACUUACGGAAUAUAGCAGAGAUCUCUUUUACACACUUAACUCAUUCCGAGCAUCUUUGUUAAUGCGUCACCCCUUGUUAUUGGCAGCCGACAGCGAUAAGCGUAACGUGAAGGAUUUCGCUCUUUGGAAGGCAGCCAAACCUCAAGAGACGUGCUGGGGUUCUCCCUGGGGGAACGGAAGGCCUGGCUGGCACAUUGAGUGUUCAACGAUAUCAAGGUCAGCCGGUCUGGACUUCUUCGUCUUUGUUUUUUUAUGAGCAUGCAUUAGAAAGCGAUUGACAUGUGAAUCACGGAGGGUUUCUGUUGAAAACAGUUUAAAUUUUUAAUAAGUGACAAUUAAUGGCAAUUGCAGUUUGAGGGAGAAAGCAAAUAAUGAAAUCACAUUUUAAGGACAGCUCUUCUGAGUGGAAGGGCUGCAAACUAAAGGCAGUAACAUCUGAUGCCUUUGUAGCCCACAUCUUGCGCUUGCUUCGAUGCGCCGUGGCAAGUCAGGAGAGCACACCAAUACGAGAGAUGCAAUGAUCCUACAGGGGAGCCAAGCCGGUGAUUCCUAAACUGCGGUUUACAGUGGACGUUCAGGUUGAGAACAUGAUCCGUGCGGGAUGCAUGUUCGCAACCCGCAGUGUUCGCAACCCGCAUCUGCGCAUGCAUGGAUUGCGAUUUGGCGCUUCUGCGCAUGCGCAAAGCGUGAUUUAGCGCUUCUGCGCAUGCACGACCACCGAAACCCGGAAGUAACCCGUUCCGGUACUUCUGGGUUUCGACGGUCCGCAACCCAAAAAAAGCAACCUGAAGCAUCUGUAACCCAAGGUAUGACUGUACAAUGUUAUUUUAGGCAGUCUGCAAAGCCAGAGUAGAAACAGAGAGAGAAGCUGGCACACUUAAGGCUUCCUGCAAGCAAAGCAAUCUGGUUAGCCCUUGUGAGAGGAGGAUACUGAGCUAUCCUGAGCCAUUGGCCUGAUCCAGCAGGUUCUUCUUACUUUGACUUAUCUGGAGUUUAUGGCGGUGAAUGUUGAACAAAAUGGCAGCUCCUACGGUCUGUGCAUCUGUACUUGGAACACACAAGGUGACAUCAUUUUUAGGUGACAGAUAGGCAAAUGUCUUAGGGAUCUAGGACAAGUCUUUGUAGACCUAGGAGUGCUUCCCUCUUCUCCACUUCAUGCUGUCUGUUCAGUUCAGCUGGAUUGGGGCCCCCAAAGCACUUCAACUCAGAAGCCAUUUCAAAAACACCUUCUAAUGUAGUUCAUGGAAAACAAGGGACCGGAACAAGUAGUCCUCAACACGCAAAGUUUUAAGAAGCAUUUGGCUGAAUAUAUUUUCUUUACUGAGAACAAAUUGUAAACCGCUUAGUCAAUAAAAUAUCUAUAAGCAAUAUAAAAUAGUGAUCAGUGUUGUUGUCCUCGGUCUGUCUUGAGAGACAAUGGAGAUAGGUAGUCUUUGACAAUCUGGAAGCUGGACCAAGGCUGCAGUUCCUCUGCUGUCUCAGUUAAACUCUUUGGGGCUGAGAUUACAGUGUUUAAUAAGAGUAAGGCCACUUCCAUCUAGAGGUAAAUGGAAGUAUUGCAGCAUUCAAGUAAGUGGCUCAAUUUAAUGCCAUCCCUUUAUAUGUGUGCAAGGGAGCAGAGAACAGGCACCUUGUACUGUAUGGAACUCCAAACACUUUGUUAACGGAGCUCAGCUUGCUGGUUAAUUUGGCAAUAAUGAAUGACGACAUCCAGAACUAUUGUGCUGCAGUUGCAUCUGCUUCUGCCUUAUUGAAACGCUUGUGCACAAUUGCUGCUGGUUGCAACUGUGGUUGCCUUGUUCAAACAUUACAUUUGCUGAUGCAUACCCAGGGAUGCAUGGGACUUCUUGCAUAGGAGGAAAAACUCGCUGCACAGACUGUCCCUCUGUUGCUCUUAUUCUUCAAAAAACACCACGGCCGAUUGAAAUCAAUCUUAGAAUCCUGGAAAAACACACUUUGCAAGGUGCUCCUCUUAAACUGAGUUUUCCUUGUAAUGUUUUAAAAAAUCUUUCUGCUUAUUUGGAGUGAGAUCGGAACAGAUUGGUAAAGUGCCAUUAUUGAUCUGCUCCUGUGGAUUGAACACAAAUACAGUGCUUUUUUUCAGCGCUUCUGAAAAAAAUAAAUCAAAGAAUAUGACACACACACACACUUCAUUUGGCUAAUAGAAAACCUAUAUAUAGAUGAUUCCUUGUAUGAUAAACUUAAGCUGAUGCAGUGGUUUGAAUAAAUUCCAGAGCUGGCUCCCAAUUCUUCUCUUUACUGAACUGUAACAGGAAUGUCUUUCUCUGUCUUUUUUCUCCUCCCCCCCAAACUCCCACUCAUUGAUUCCUUUUGUUGUAGUCUGGUGUUUGGAGGACAUUUGGAUAUCCACACUGGUGGAAUCGAUCUUGCAUUUCCUCAUCACGAAAACGAAAUUGCUCAGUGUGAAGUUUAUCAUCAGUGUGAACAAUGGGGAAAUUAUUUUCUACACUCUGGUAAGUGCUUAAAUAAACCCUUUUUUGCUUUUGACGUCCCUAGCAUUCCAUUUCAUUCAGUUACGCCGAUCCGGACAAAAUCAAGUUUUUAAAGGUAACAUUUAAUGAACAUAAUUACCGCAUGUCGUAACUUAAUUUUGAUUCUCUUUAUCUGUUCUUCUGUUACCUCUCAGUGCCUGACAAACACAAUUUGCUUAUUGAGACUACAGAAGUUACUUGUGUAUUGCACUACUCUGCAAUAUGGGGUGUGUGUAAGUUUAUGUUGGGCUUUUCUGAAUGAGUCAGCGUGAUAUUUUGGAGUCUCUCCAAGCCAUCUUCCUACUAGGGAUCAGCUGUGGCGGCAUAGAAGUGGCCUGUGCAAUUGGAUUGACUCACAGACCGAGCUCAGUACAAAUAUGAACUUGGAUCCUGUGAUCUGUGAAUAAGGAUUUUAAUUCCAUUUAUUAGUUGCAACAUAAGGAGUCUCCAAACUUCCAAAAUUUUAAGAUCAUAAAGCAAAUCAGAAGAACAAUUUGUGUAUGUUACAUAUUAAAGCCCUAAACGGCCUCGGCCCAGUAUACCUGAAGGAGCGUCUCCACCCCCAUCGUUCUGCCCGGACGCUGAGGUCCAGCGCCGAGGGCCUUCUGGUGGUUCCCUCAUUGCGAGAAGCAAAGCUACAGGGAACCAGGCAGAGGGCCUUCUCGGUAGUGGCGCCCGCCCUGUGGAACGUCCUCCCAUCAGAUGUCAAAGAGAUAAACAACUACCUGACAUUCAGAAGACAUCUUAAGGCAGCCCUGUUCAGGGAAGUUUUUAAUGUGUGACAUUUUAGUGUAUUUUUGGUUUCUGUGGAAGCCGCCCAGAGUGGCUGGGGAAACCCAGCCAGAUGGGCGGGGUACAAAUAAUAAAUUAUUAUUAUUAUUAUUAUUAUUAUUAUUAUUAUUAUCACUAGAGGCAUACAAUAACCCAUAGAGCAGACCCAAUAAAACAGCAGCAGAUCUUCAGCAGCAAAGUAAUAGCAAGAAAUAGCAAAAUCACCAUCAGCCACCAGCUGCCUGGAAAAAGAGAGAAGUUAAUGAUGGCACUAUGUGGAUUUCACUGGGGAGAGGAUUCCACUAUCAGGGAGAUGCAACAACAGACCCUCUCAAUGGUACCCUUGAACCUCCCUCUAUAGCCCCAUUAAUGCCUCUUUGGAGUUGGGGGACCCAAGCGAACAGUGUGGGAUAGGAGGUGAGCUGUUGGUGGUUGUGGGAACUUACCCAAAAUCUUGAAGAGGAACCUUGUAUGAAUGGAGCUACAAGUUCCUCUGCCUGAUUUUGGGUCACCUUUUCAGUGCUGCCCCCCUAUGCUCUUUCCCACAUUGCUCAGGAAAGUUCCCCAACCCUCUGGAUAGCCCUUUUGGAAGCUGUGGGUGGUGGGGAGAAGAAAGAGGACAAGUCCUCUUAGGUGGACUUCUUUCCAUUUGUGGUUUUCAAGAUGGAGGCUGUUGUGCCCUCCUGUGUGAAGCUCUCCUCCUCUUCAGCAGCCUUCGGAUUGGGCACAUGACAUUUGAUUUGGCCCUCUGAGGGGAGUGGAAGGGAGAGAGGGAGCAUGGUGUCUUCUGUAAGGGGAAUUACAUAUCCCUGUCCUUGUUCAUGUGGACGUUACCAGAUCAGGGCCCAAGGUGCCUUUGUCCUACCUCAAAUGUUAGGAAGGAGCAUUCUAGGAUAUUUUCACAUCACAUCUCUUCUUGGAGUGGGAAAAGUAAGGAGAAUAGUUGUGCUCAUAAAAUGUGCGCAUGAAUUGACGAGAGUAAGGCAAGCCCUUCUGAAAAAGAGUUGCCUCAUGUGUGUCUUUAUUUGUGAAUGUGUCUUAGGCAUUGGUUUAUUUUAAGCCUGUUGAUGCGAGGGCAGAUUUAACUUCUUUUAAGUAUCUCAGUACUACCUAUCCUUGUAACAGUAUGAAACAAAUAAAUACCCAAAUGGUGAAAUUUCAACAAGCAGUCAGCCUGGUUCAAACCAUUUUUACUCUUUUUGCAGAGUUGAGAUUAUUUCUGAUUAAUGGUUUUCCCUGUUCCUAUAAUAUAUAUACAGUGGUACCUCGAGUUACAAAUGCCUCAGGUUACAAACGCGUCAGGCUACAAAUUCCGCUAACCUGGAAGAGUUACCUUGAGUUGAGAACUUGGCUCCAGGAUGAGAACAGAAAUCAUGUGCCAGCGGUGCAGUGGCAGCAAGAGGCCCCAUUAGCGAAUGCACGCCUCUAGUUAAGAACAGUUUCAGGUUAAGAACAGACCUCUGGAAUGAAUUAAGUUCACAAAUAGAGGUACCACUGCAUAUAUAUUUAGGAUGCAACAGCCUACUUAAUAUUGUAAAUCAAAAUGCUGAAAGAUUCUGAAUUUUUCUACUAGAGAUAUUCACUCCAUUAUGUUUAAGACGUUGCUUUUAAAAAUUACUUUCUUACACGUGCAUGCUUCGAAUGAUGUAGAGUGCUAUUUGGGUGUUCAGAUUACCUGUAUCUGAUUAAUUUACUUAUCUCUACCUUUCAGUGGCGCUAUUGUGAAAGCCAGCAUGUUGCAUUCAUUAACUGAUUUCUUCCUCUUCUUCUUCUUCUUCCCAUAACUUAAUGUGAAUUAUUCAUAGGCAAUUAUUAUUGAGUUUCAGAAAAUAACUUGUCAGUGUUCCUUAACAGAUUGUAGAGUUUGGGCAAGCUCAUUAAUGGGACUCUAUUCAAGACUGCUUGCCUCUCUUGAAAUAUUUGUAGAAGGAGCUGAUGGAGAAAAUUCACAACUCUCUCCCCCCCCCUCUCGUCUGUGUGUGUAUGUGUGUGUGUGUUUAACAGUACAAUGGUGCACAACAAAACCUAAGAAUACUUCACACAGUAUAUGUUUCUAGCACACUUCUAUGUAGAAAUUGUGAGAAAGCCAUGUGCAGAUUGUCACACACGAUGCCCGCACACAUGCUGUGGUCAUUCGCGACUUCCUGCCACAUACAGGUCCCAGUGGAGUCAUGCUGUGCGGUUGUUGCAAAGUAUUGUCCAUGGAUAGGGUUUCCUUCUGUUUCUGCCUUUUCUCAGAAAAGAAUGAGGUAAAAUGGUCCUUGGAAGCCAUCUUGGGCUUGAAAGUGGCACUUUGCUUCUAUAAUAUUAUUGAUUUGUUUAAACAGCUUACCGUAUUUUUCGCUCUAUAGGACGCACCAGACCACAAGACGCACCUAGUUUUUAGAGGGGGAAAUCAAGAAAAAAAAUAUUAUUCCCCAGCCCCAAAGAGCAAAGAAGCCAAGACAGUGAGCAGGAUCCAUCCCGCUGGCUGUCUUGGCUUCUGCCAUAGCCGCGCAACCUCUCCAGCCGGGAGCUAAACCUCUCCAGUGUGGCUAAAGAAGCGUGGCUAAAGAAACCAAGGCAGUGAGCGGGAUGGAUCGCGCUUGCUGCCUUGGCUUCUUUAGCCUUGUGCAGCCUCUCCCGGCUGGAGAGGCUGCGCGCAGCUAUGGCAAUUCCCCCACCUCCUGCAAAAGCCCACAGGAGCCGAGCGCCCUUUAAGGAGCGUGCAACUCCUGUGGGCUUUUCUGCGAGGAGGGAGAAGGGACUGACUGGCCGCGUCAGUCCCUUCUCCCUCCUGGGGCAAAGCCCGCAAGAGCCGCGUGAAACUUGUGUGCAGCUCUUGGGGGCUUUUCCUGCCUGUCUUCCCCCUGCAUUCACUCCAUAGGAUGCACAGACUUUCCCCCUUAGAUUUUAAGAGGGAAAAAGUGCGUCCUGUGGAGCGAAAAAUACGGUAUAUACCACUUGGUUACAAUAGUCCCUACGUGGUAUACAGAAAAUAUAAUACCGAACAGGUGAAAAUUGGUUAAAACUAUUAAAUCAAGCUUAAGUUACAAUGCCUGCUGGAUUAAAAGUCUUCGGUAGGUUUUGGGGUCAGGGGUAGGUGGACUGUGUUACCUCAGCUGGAAGGAGGUUCCAUAAAAUUGGGCCCAGUUUUAUUAAUGCUCCUUGUAUAGCAAAUGAAGCAAAGCCCAUAUGUCUCAGCCCAUUUGUUUCUGUUGGGAUAGGGCCCUGGGAUUGUUCCUUAAUUUUUUAGUUGAAGAAUUUCCUGGGGGUGGGCGAUUUUGAUCUGUGGUGCUGCAAAUUAAAGGGCUAGUUGUGUUUGGAAAUAUUUUAGUUACUGUAAUAGGGAACGAAAAUGAAAAUAUUGGCCUUUCCUCCUAGCACUGAGUAAUAGUAAUGGGCUUACUUAGUUGAAUAUUACACCCUGCUUGCUUCAAUAUCUGGAAAACCCUACAUUAAUAUGCAAACUAUUUAAACCUAAAGCAGUUACAAGGCACAUGACCAAAUCAGUUACAGAAAUAGCAGCACUGUUUUUAAUAUUUUAAAAAUUCUUGUUCCUCUCUGUUCCUUAAUAUAGAACAACAAACUGAGUGAAAUAGACUCUGGUCUACUGUUUUUAGCUCCUGCUAUUCUGAAAAAUAAUUUAACCUUGUUUUUGUCUUUUUAAAAAAAACUCUGCUCAGAAAAUAAAGCAGAAGUCAUCUUGCUUUUGUCGUUCCAGGACACCUGCAUGUUAAAGGGAGUGAGAAAAUGUCAAAAUCACUGAAAAACUACAUUACCAUUAAGGUAUUGUAAACUGGCACACACUUCCAUUUAACUUGAAUCCUCUGAACAGUUGCCACCACCGGGAAUGUGUUUUUUGGUGUGUUUUUUUAAAUCAAGCUCCUCUCAGUGGAUUUGGCCUGUACAGGAAGAAAGGAGCUCUUAAGAUCAGAGGGUGGGAUGGAGGAAUGCUUGAGGCCUGGCCCAGCUCAUAUUCGAGAUUACCUGUGCCACCCUGGGCAUGUCUACUUGGGCACAAGUCCUAUAGCGUUCAAGAGGACUUGGUCCCAGGCAAGUGUAUUUAGGAUUGCAGGCUCAGUACAGAAGAGCGUUCCCAUCUUCUAACUAGGGCUGGGCCAUAUCUGGUUUUCAUCAUCAUGAUAUAUCACCAGCUAAGCAUUAUGAUAUUAGGAGGUCUGAAAUGAGGAUGGAGUUAUGUAGAGACAUUGGCUGCCUUCACAGUUUUCCCAGCAUUGUGAAUUUUGCAUAGCGCGCGCGCGCACACACACACACACGCACACACACACUAUUGCCAAGUCAAAAAUUAUGAAAACAGUAUCAUGAUAUGAAAUUCAAACCAGCUCUGGACAUCGCCCAGCUCUACUUCUGACUCUGCACUUGCUUUAGCUUCAUUGGUUCAUGAGAGGGACAAAGGUGGCGUUGUGGUCUAAACCACUGAGCCUCUUGAGCUUGCCGAUCAGAAGGUUGGCAGUUCGAAUCCCAGCGAUGGAGUGAGCUCCCGUUGCUCUGUCCCAGCUCCUGCCAACCUUGCAGUUCGAAAGCAUGGGAAGGUAAACGGCGUUUCCAUGCGCUCUGGUUUCCGUCAGGUGUUCCAUUGCGCCAGAAGUGGUUUAGUCAUGCUGGCCACAUGAUCUAGAAAGGUGUCUAUGGACGAACGCCAGCUCCCUCGGCCUAAAAGCAAGAUGAGUGCCACAACCCCAUAGUCGCCUUUGACUGGACAUAACUGUCCAGGGGUCCUUUACCUUUACCUUUGAUUCAUGAAUUUAUGUCUAAGCAGAGAUGGCGGAGGAUUAAACAGGUAUCAAAGAGAACACGGCUCUGUAUAUCUAUUGUAGUUGUAUUGCACUCAUCCUCCAAGGAAUCCUUGGGAACCUCCUUGAGGUUAUUCUACAGUAUCCAUGAUUCUUCACACCACAUCAAAACGUUCUGUUUAACAGGCUUUUUAAAAUGUAGUGUUACUUGUUACAGGGAUUGGUGAGGAUCAUUGGGCCCUAGUUGCUGGACCAUGGGAUUCUGGGCCUGGUGGGAGUUGAGUCUAACAACAUUUAUAUCCAGCUCUUGCUCAGAGGAGGCCAUCGUUUUCCCUUAUUUUGUCCUCGCAACAUUUUUGAGGUCCAGUGUAGCGCCAUCCAAUGCAGUGAGUCCAACUGCCCAAGGCUGCAAGCUUACCUGGUAGUAAGCUUCACUAAACAUAACAGGCCUGCUGUCUUGAGUAAACAAGCGGUAGGAAGUGUAAAGCAGAGGUGGGAAAAUGCAUAGUUUUCCAGAUGUAGUUAGACUUCAGCUCCUUCAGCCUCAGCCAGCAUGGCCCAAGGCUAGCAUCUUGUCCACCAUGCUAGCUUUAAAAAUGCCUGCAUGUUGUUGGGAAGAGGACAUCGUGAUAAAUUCUUUGGAACGCAAAGGCGACAUUUUGUUUGCCUGUGGAUUUUUUUUCACGUCCUUCGCAAAUCAGUUGUAUAUUGUAACUGGGGGAAUCUUUCGGAUGGGCUAGUUGGCAUAGUAAUUGAUGGGUAAUUUUUCUUCACUCAUCUUAAAGAAAAAAAUAAACUCCUUAAGGUGAGUUUCAGUCCACUGACCCAGACAUCCUCUUGUUUAUUCAUGAGAAAACUCUCAUGUGGAAAAAUCCCCCCUGAAAAUCUGCAGGAUUGACUGCUUUCCUUUUAGGAAUGAACAGAUUCCAAAGGACUAGUCAGGCGUCGUUUCCCUCUCUUUCUGGACUCAAGUUGAAUAGUGUCUGUCAAGCUGUGCUUGUUCUUUUGAGUCUUCCUUCCUGAUACUCUCACCCCGAGUUUAGUUUAAGUUGCUAACAGUUUAUUAUAUUGUUCCGUGUCCUGCUCAGAAGACAGGACAUAAAAAUAAUAUUGAGCGGUGAGAGUAUCUGCGUUUCUUAUACCUAGGAAGCCAAAUUCAGAUAUUUCACUCGGACUGUAAAAUGAUGCAGGUACAUGUCAUGUGUUUAGAUACACACACAAAAUUCACUUUAUUCUGAACCUGCUCUUUGUGUUUUUGUAAAAUUUGGGUUACAUUUUUAAUUUUGUGAAAUACUAAUGGGUACUAGGAGGAAGUUUAGCAGGCAGUAACUAGGAGGUACAUAGCCAGAAGGAAGUGACUGUAGUUUAGGUGCCUAAAUUCCAUCCCCGGACAUGGGGCCCAUUUGCAGCCCUGUGUUUCUGUGCAUUCUGACAUUUCUGCAGCAGUGAGAACUAGAAGCUUGGGUUUUCCCACUUUAAAUGAAAACUCAAAAUUCCUUGUCAGAUUCUGCUGCAAUCGGUGCUCAUGGAAGCAGGGAUUGCUAUCUGCCUUGAUAUAAUCCUCUUUAUGAGGAUAUAAUAGCAGAGGGUCGGGAGCUUUGAGGUGCGUGGAAGGACUUGGGAUUGUGUUUGUUAACAAAGGUCCUCCUGUUGUAAACUGGAAGGUCUGUCCCAAACGUGCAAUCCCAGCCCUGUACGCAAAAAUUUAAUUCAUGUGAGUAUUGAAGGCUGAAUGAUGAUGAUGAUGAUGAUUUCCUUUCUAUCACACCUUUCCUCAAAGUUGCUGAAGGUGGCCUGCCUCCUCCUCAUUUUAUCCUCACAACUCUGCAAGGUAGGUCAGCCUGAGAUGCUGUGGUCUUCUAAGUCCUAGCCCAACACUCUGACCACUACAUGCAAUCUGGGAUUUUGCAGCGUGUCGGAUUCUGUCAUGGAGACUAUUUUCCAUGACUGGCAAUGUCCUUUAUGACCCUCUUAUAACUGUUAGUUAUAAGGAGAGCUAGAGCUUAAUUUGUAUUUCUUUUUCACUUUGUCUUUAGGAUUUCCUGAAGAAGUUCUCACCUGAUCAGUUUAGGAUGUUUUGCUUACGGAGUGGAUACAGAUCAUGUAAGGAAAACUUCUUUGAGUAGAGAUGGACUAUCCAUAAAGUCAUAAUUACAUGUAUGCUUUGUGUGCACAUUUUUAAGGCAUAUCUUUUGGGUUGGGGACUUUUUUUGAGAGUGCUAUGAUUUUGGGGCGUGAGGGGGGUUUUUUUGUCUGUACUCUUGAACGUCAAAUCAAUUUUCAGAUGUAGCCCUGUGUUGACUGGUGGUAGGAAGAGUGAGGGGGCCAUUAAAUCCAUUCCCAUACCUGAGCCACGUGAGAUUAAUAGUUUUUAAUAGUAGCAUAACCAUUGUUCUCUGUUUAUAUAAUAAUGCUGAUGCUUUGACGGAACAACAUAAAGCUGAAUUUAUUUUCCUAGCUGUUGAAUACAGUGAUGACAGCAUGAAUGAUGCAAAGAACAUUCUUCAGACAAUCUGUUCUUUUGUGAGCAGUACACAUGCCUACAUGAAAGGACAACUUUUGUGUGAAGCCGUUAGAGAAGAUCUACUGUGGGAGAGGUGAGUGUGAAGGCCUGUUGUGUUGUGUGUUAUUGGCCUGGUAUGUGAUAAAAUCCUGAGAAGUUACCAUUUCAGCUGGUACGCAACAAGUGCCUUUAUAUGCUUUCCCUAUAAACGAAGUGAGAAAAUAAUCCCUGCAAGUAAAAAUGACAAGCACAUCAGAGAAAGAGGUUUUAACUCAUCCUGUUAGGUUUUUUUUGCUUCCAGAGUACAGUAUUGUUUUUUCCUCCCGGCUGUGUGUGUACUUUGACGCCUUCUAUUUUGUAGUUUAGCCUUCCUUGAGUUGUCUUUGCUUUGAUUAAUUAGCAUACCCUGUUCACUUUUCUCUUUUAAUAGUUUUAAAGAGAGUCCAGGCACAACACAAGGCUGUCGCAUAUCUCUUCUAUUGAUUGAUUAUAUGGUCAUGAAUCAAAAUCUAUUCAGUUGUAUUAGUGAAAAGAGCCAUAUUCUCUGAACACCAGCUUCUGACGCUUCGUAAUUUCUUUUCCAAUAACACAUAAAUCUUUCCUAUUCCUCAAGAAACAGAUUUAUAGAUCUUCCUUCCCCGAGUUUAAUACCGUAUAUUAUCUUCAAUAAUGCUAAUGUCUUCCAAAUUUUAAUGAAUUGGAUGCUAGGAAUUGCAUUUCUACUCUGGCCACUUGCAGUAGCCAUGUUUGUGGAGAUUAGAAGUAUUAACCGAGCUUUAUUCUCAGUUUUGGUGGGAUCCAAUGAUACAGCCACAGGUAUAUAUAUAUACAGUGGUACCUCAGGUUACAUACAUAUAUAUAUAUAUAUAUAUAUAUAUAUAUAUAUAUAUAUACACAGUGGUACCUCAGGUUACAUACGCUUCAGGUUACAUACACUUCAGGUUACACACUCCACUAAGCCAGAAAUAGUGCUUCAGGUUAAGAACUUUGCUUCAGGAUGAGAACAGAAAUCGUGCUCUGGCGUCGCGGCGGAAGCAGGAGGCCCCAUUAGCUAAAGUGGUGCUUCAGGUUAAGAACAGUUUCAGGUUAAGAACAGACCUCCGGAACGAAUUAAGUACUUAAUCCGAGGUACCACUGUACAGAGAGAGAGAGUUUUUCUACAUAUCAAAUUUUUAAAAACUUCAAACUUUGAAACAUCCAAUGACUUCCCUUCUUCUCCUUCCAUUGAAUUUAUUUUAAUGCCACCAGCAUUUUGAGCUGUGUACAAUUAUUUUCCAUAUAUUCAAUAAAUAUUUUCCACUCUUCUCUAAAUAUACGUUCUUCUUGCUCUCUUAUUCUGUGGGUUAAACCUGCAAGUUCUGCAUAUUGUAACAUCUUAAGUUGCCAAUCCUCUUUUACAAGGGACCUCACUCACUUUCCAUUUCUGAGCCAACAAAACACGGGCCGCUGUUGUUGCAUACAUAAAUAAACUUUUCCGGGACCUGGGAAUUUGUGUCUGGGUUAUUCCCAACAAAAAGGACUCUGGUUUUUUUGGGAAGGUAAAUUUAAACAUUUUUUUCCAGCUCAUUAUAAUUCAGGCAUAGGUAAACUUGGCCCUCCAGAUGUUUUAAGACUGCAGUUCCCAUCAUCCCUGACCACUGGUCCUGUAAACUAGGGAUGAUGGGAUUUGUAGUCCCAAAACAUCUGGAGGGGCCGAGUUUGCCUAUGCCUGUUAUAAUUCUUUCCCCAAUAUUACUUCACUUUUCUGCAUGUCCACAACACAUGGAAAAAGGUUCCUUCUACUUCUUUACAUUUCCAAGACAUAGCUGAUUCUGCUUUAUACUUAUUAGCCAACCUACUGGGAGUUAGGUACCAUCUAUGGAUUAUUUUUAAAUAGUUCUCUUUCAGAGAAUAACACGCAGGAAAUUUCAGAUCAUUUUUCCAAAGUUUCUCCCAGAGGUUUAGGUCUAUAUUGUGUCCUAUAUCUGUUGCCCCGUGCGUCAUUGAUGCUUGUCAUUUGUUUUCCAUUCUAAUAAGAAAUUAUACAUUUUAAACAAAUGUUUAUCCUUAUUUUGCAACCAUUCUUUUUCAAAUUGUGAGCUUUGGCCUGAAAACCCUUUUUUUUUAAAAAAAAAACUACUUUAAACGUUUCAUAUAUCUGGUGGUAUUGUAACCAAUCCGUAACAUGGCUCCUUAACUUCUCCAUAGGUUUCAGUCUGGGUUCUGCAAAGUCCAGCAAUUCCCAUUGUCUAUCCAUAUUAACUCUCUUAAUUGUAAUUGCUCCGAUGGGUGAUUACCAUAAAGGUGUGUUUUCCUUUCUAGCAGAUUUUUAUAUUUCUCCCAGACUCUCUACAAAUUCUUCCUGAGAAUGCGGUUCAUAAAACUCUUACAGAUUUUAGCUUUCCCAUACCAAAGACAUGCAUGCCGGCCAAAUUCCUAAGAGAGGAGUAAUGAGGCAGCUUGCUGCUGGAGUGCAUUAGAGCCCAGCAACCGCGGCUCGACUGCCGGGACGGCCCGGCUCCUCACAGAACUGAGUGAGCCCACUGGGAGCUUGCUUUGGUCACUGCAGGACCCCGUAAUGUCCUGGCCGUCCCCAAGACUUUCUUUGGGGUGCUUGUUGCCUCUGAGCUGCCCCCAAACUCCCGAAAGCAGCCGCCGGGUUGCUGUGAUAGCGGCACCAGCUGCCUUCUCCCCUCGCAGCAAACCGGAAGUCCAGAAAUGGCUGUCUUAAAAUGACUAGAAUGUCAGUGUACAUAUAAACCUAUACAUUCACAAAGAUCAUCCGGAACUGUAAACACCCACAUAUUAAUGCCAACGUUCUCCACUCAAAAAAUGCAGUGAAAAUGUAACAGUGAUUAGCAGAAGGGAGUUUGUUCAAGGGGGCUUCCCCAGUCUUUUCAUAGAGCAUCCGUUAUGUGGCAGAAUAUUGCCCAGCAAGCCCCUGCCAUUGGUUGGUGACAGCUGUAGCCAUUCGGAUUUUUCUUCCCUGUUGAUGCACACUCUUGGUAUAGAAAUGGCAGAUUUCAGGGCCACCACUAGGCGUGAUGGCUGCAGAAACGUUUUCAGAACCUUUAUCUGUCCUUUUUUAAAAAUAAUAAUAAUAAUAAAAAAAUUAUUAAGUACAAAUUAGAAAACAUACAUAUUUACAACAAAAGAAAAUACAAAAGGAAAAGAAAAUACAUAUAACCAAGGAAAAAAAUUAGAGAAUACUUUGUCUCUUUUCAUAUUUACAGUUAUUUAUACCUCUAUAAAAUGCUAUUCACAAUAAAGGAGUGAAAUGAAAGAUAAGAUACCAGAAAAAAGAAAAAAGAACAAAGAAAAAAUAAUAAAGUAAAAGAAAAAGAUCAUAGGUGAAAAAUUUUAAAAGUAGAUAAGUAUUCACUAUACAUAGCCGUUUCCCAUCUACAGUGGUGCCUCGCAAGACGAAAUUAAUCCGUUCCGCGAGUCUCUUCGUCUUGCGGUUUUUUUGUCUUGCGAAGCACGGCUAUUAGCGGCUUAGCGGCUAUCAACGGCUUAGCGGCUAUUAACGGCUUAGCGGCUUUAAGAAAAAGGAAACAAACUCGCAAGAACUUGCAAGACGUUUCGUCUUGCGGAACGACUCAAAAAACGGAAAACUCUUUCGUCUAGCGAGUUUUUCGUCUUGCGAGGCAUUCGUCUUGCGGGGCACCACUGUAUAUUUAUAUUCAAUUGUAUAAUUUCAUCUUGUCCUUAUCUACCUUAAAUAAAGUGUGUGGGGUUUUUUAAAACACUUCCACCAUUUGCCUCACACAUUUUUAAUAAUCCGUUCGUCAGAUCCUCUGUUCUUCAUAUUUUCCCUUUGGAUUUCCUUAAUGUCUCACUUUGUAUUUUUUAUAUUACGCACAAGAUUAUUCUAAACACAACCAGAUUUUUGUAGUCGAGCCCUGGUUUUGUAAAUAAUCAUUUAAGAACUCCCAUUCCUUCAUAACCAUAGUUUUGGAUUUUCUCCUUAUUAUAUCUGUCAGUUUUGCUAGUUCCAGAACCUUUAUCAGUCCUAAACGCACGCACAGUGUGCCUGGAAGAUGGGCUGCAGAGAGGUAACAGGCAGCAGGAAGUCUUGUAAUCUCCCAUUCAUUUGUCCCUUCUGUUGUAAGAGAAGUAUCGGUAGUCCUUUAAUAGUGAUUUACCAAAUGGCACUUGGUCCAGCUUGUGUGAAGCACUUUUGCUCCCCGUGGAAAAGUUGGAGCAGGAACUUAGCCGCCUCCUGAUGAAAUUGUUGGUCAAACUACUUAACCUGGGAUACAUCCUGCCAAAAGUGCAUUUUAACUAGCCGGUCGGUUUACGUCUGGGGCUUUUCUAAAAAAACAACAACACUUCCGUUGUCUUAAUUUUCCCCCCUCCUUCUCCAAGGCUAGCCAACACCAAAGCAGCGGUGAAGUCUGCGUGUGCCGAUGACUUUGACACCCCCAGGGCUAUUGGUGCAAUUAUGGACCUCAUUCACCAUGGCAACAGGCAGCUGAAGGCCGUCACUAAGGUAACCCAUUAGGAGACGAAGAUCAGAAACCGACCAUUGUCUAAACGGUUCUGUACUGACAGGUUGGCUUUAUCAUUUUCCUAGGCGAAACCUGCAAGGAAAAAUAAUGACAAAUGAUUCUCUCCCCCACCCUCUGCCACAUCCCAAGACAGGCAUUUAUACAAACUACAUUUCUAGAAUCAGAAACCUCUUUUGCUGUGUUUCAGAGCACCAAAAGUUUUAUUUCCUUCUUGCUACUUGGUAUUCUUAGGCAUCUGAAGAACUUUUACAUGAGCCUUUUUUCUUCACUAAUCACACCGUUCAGUUAUGUAUUUACAGUUGUACCUUUGUUUUCGAACAGCUUAGUUCCCGAACGUUUUGGCUCCUGAACGUUGCAAACCCAGAAGUGACUGUUUUGCUUUGUGAACUAUUUUUGGAAGCCAAACAUCUGAUAGGGAUUCCGUGUCUUCCGAUUGGCUGCAGGAGCUUCCUGCAGCCAAUCAGAAGCCGUGGUUUGGUUUUUGAAUGUUUUGGAAGUUGAAUGGACUUCCGGAACGGAUUCCGUUCGACUUCCAAGGUACAACUGUAUUUAUAUGAGAGAGAGACAGAGAGAGAGACGGAGGAGUACCCAGGUAAUCUUUCGUAGAAACUGUUGUUUUCCUGAGUUUAUUCUGUUCUUUCCCCUUUUCUUGCCCAAAAGUUGGCUUGUUGCGAAUUUAAAAGAAAAAUAGCUUCCAGCACUGUUGUAGUGGUAAAGAUUUUCAGGUGUGAACUGACUGGCACCAGGGCUUUUUUCCAGCUGGAACUCGCCGGAACUCAUUUCUGGCACCUCUCAGGUGGGCGCCAUUUCCAUUAUAAGAGAACAAGGCAGGUAUUCAUGGUGAGUUCUGGCACCUCUUUUUCUAGAAAAAUAGCACUGGUGGUAGCGUGACAGACAUAGCAUCCAGGUGGAGCAGAGUGAUCCUGAACUUAGAAGUCAGAGUUGUCCUCACCCCCAGGAGGACGACUUGCUCCUGUUGGUCACUAGUGGUGGGCUUUGCUGCAGGAGAACCAGGAGGAGUCUGGCUCCAAGCCACCAUAGACAGCUCAUCCCUGUUGGUUUGCUUACAGACAGAGCAACACGUUGCUAAUAUAUGGGGGCAAGAUGAUGAUGCACAGUGACCGCUGUUAGUAUGGCGCUAGGAUUAUAUUUACCCCCCCCAAGUUUUCCUCCAGAAUGGCAUGUAAUUGCCACAGAGGCCAUAGGAAGAUUGGGGAUUUAUGUACUGUGUUGGGAAGGCAACCGUGAAUAGGCAGAAAUUCUGCCCUGCUUGUGCAGAGCACUUUGGGGCCUAAUCGUGGAAGAAAUUACGAGCAAAUGUUUUUUGGUCGGUCUACUUUUAAGCCUAUCUUCAUGCCCAUUAAAGUCUAGAAUUGGUGAGUUAGUUAUUAAAUGGCACCAGAUAUUCAGGGAGUGUUGAAUACUCUGCCCAAGGCAAAAUGUUGAAAUCCGUGAGUGUGUGUGUGUGUUUUGGGAGAAACUGCCUGCUUCCUACUUGCUUGAUACCCUUCUCAUUUUGAGUCUAAUGGGUAAAGUCCAAAAUGGCCGCUACUUCUGGAGCACUGAACUCUUUAGUUCCAUGCUUACUGUUUUUAAAGUGCCUUUUCUGUAAGCCACUUUAGGGAGCCAUCUGAUUGCGUUAAGUAAAGUUUUAUCUACGUACAGUGCACAAACACACACACGGUUAACUGUUAACAAAAGAACACAGUGUUUUGGUUUUUUUAAAAAAGUAUUGAAUCUUGGCAGUAUACAUUCUAGCUCAGUGAAUAUCUGCAUGCAAUCCAUCAUCUGUGACAUUAUUAUUAUUUCCUAAUGUUUUGCCCCCUGUUAAAUUGAUUUCUUGGAAUUAUGAUCUUCACUAAGGCGAAGUUGCUUCCCUCCAAAUCUUGACUUGCCCGAGAUCUGUUAUGUAACCAAGGCUGUAUCGUAAAACUCUCUGCAGAUAUUUUAUCCUCCCCACUCACCACACAAGCGUUGAAAAUACAAAAACCCUUCACUAUGCUUAGCCAGGCUCCACAAUGAGAAAAGCUGGCCUCUGUAACUUGUAUAAAUUGUGCAAAUGUGUACAGACUAGUGUUUUGACUGCUCAAGACGAUGGACGAGUAAAGCUGGGAAGCCCUGUUUGUCUGCUGAACGAAAUAGGAGGCUUUCACACAGUUUUGUGCAUGGCCUUUGCAACAGUAAAAGCUGGAAAUGUGUGUGGAGCACUUAAAUGGAGAGCUGAGAUUGGCAAAGCUAGAUGUUGAACCCAAUGUUAGUGCUGUUGCACAGAACUGCAGAAUCAUAAUAAUAAUAAUAACAACAACAAUAAUUUUUUAUUUAUACCCUGCCCUCCCCAGCCAGAGCUGGGCUCAGGGCAGCUAACACCAGUAAAAUUACAAUAAAAACAUAAUGGGGGCAGGAACACACACACAAAACACAAAUUUAUUAAAAUACGGGUUAAAAUACAAUUAAAAAUGCAGCCUCAUUUUAAUGGCAGUCCAUAGAUCAAAACUAUAAGGGGAGGGAAACAUAAGGGUCAGACUGAGUCCAAACCAAAGGCCAGGCAGAACAGCUCUGUCUUGCAGGCCCUGCGGAAAUAUGUCAAAUCCCGCAGGGCCCUAGUCUCUUGUGACAGAGUGUUCCACCAAGUUGGGGCCAGUACUGAAAAGGCCCUGGCCCUAGUUGAGACCAAUCUAAGCACCUUGCGACUUGGGACCUCCAAAAUGUUGUGAUUUGUGGACCUUAAGGUCCUCCGCGGGGCAUACCAGGAGAGGUGGUCCCGUAGGUAUGAGGGUCCUAGGCUGCAUAGGGCCUUAAAGGUCAAAACCAGCACCUUAAACCUGACCCUGUACUCCACCGGGAGCCAGUGCAGCUGGUAAAGCACUGGAUGAAUGUGAUCCCGCGGCAAGGACCCAGUAAGGAGCCUCGCUGCAGCAUUCUGCACCUGCUGGAGUUUCUGGGAAAGCUUCAAGGGCAGCCCCACAUAGAGUGAGUUACAAUAAUCAAGCCUGGAGGUGACCGUCGCAUGGAUCACUGUGGCCAGAUCAGGGAGAGAAAGGUAAGGGACCAACUGCUUGAUACGGCGGAGAUGGAAAAAUAAUAUGGUGGUGGAAAACAUUUUUUGGGACGGGUCAAAAGCUACAUUCCCUUAAGGAUAGUCAGUUAGAAGAGCAAAGGUCAGUGAUGAGGAACACAAUUCUUUUCUGUCUUCCCACUUGUUUUCUCGCCGUCCAGUGUGCCAGACAAGAGAAAGAACAGAUCACUCUUGCUAAAUCUCUGCACUGAUCACUUGCAAGGGGCUUUCUCCCUUGGUUCUUCCAUGUGCUGGCUUCCCAUUUAUCCCUCUGGGCUCCCCAUGCCUCCACUGCAGAAUAAUGGAACGCAGUCAGUCCUGUUUAUAAUAUACACACACGCACAGUCUGAUAAUGUAGCUUUCUUUGUUAAUGACAACCAUGACCUCAUAAUUUGGCAAAAGAUGUAGAUGUAAAAUACUGGAUGGAAUCAUAGAAUUGUACAGUUGGAAGGGGCUAUCAGAGUCCCGCUAUGUCCCACAGAGAGCCUCAAGGUCCAUAAAUAGCAACACCCUAGAGGUCCCGGGCCCUAAGGAAGUUAGAUUGGCUCCAACCAGAGCCAGGGCCUUUUCAACUCUGGCUCCGGCCUGGUGGAACGCUCUGCCUCAUGAGACCAGGGCCCUGCGGGAUCUGAUUUCUUUCCGCAGGGCCUGUAAGACAGAGUUGUUCCGCCUGGCCUUUGGCUUGGAGCCAGUUUGAUUCCCUCCCCCUCCCCCUCUUUCUUUUUUCUUUUUCCUUUCUCCUCCUGUGAUGAGGCUGCAUUUUAAUAUUUUAAUGUUGUAUUUUAAUCUUGUUUUUAAGUUGUAUUCAUUCUACUUGUUUUUAUUAUUGCUUGUAAGCCGCUCUGAGCCCGGCCUUGGCUGGGGAGGGCGGGGUAUAAAUAAAAAAUAUUAUUAUUAUUAAUAUUUAGUCCAACCUGCUACAAUGCAGGAAUUUUUCUCCUAACUUGGACCUCGAACCCACAACACUGAGAUUAAGAGUCUCAACUGCCUGAGCUUAUCCUAUCAGUUUAUCCAAGAAGCCUUGGAAGGUAUUUAUUUCUGAGCUUUUCCUAGAUAAUGUACAUUUAAAAAAUCUCGUAGCAAGAGCUGCAGGAGGGAGAGUGGCGUCAAGGAAAUGCCUUGCUGUCCCGAACUUUGCCCCUAGGCCUUACAAGUGCGGCCCGGCUUACAUACCAGCAGCAUUUGGUUUUCCUAAAAUAUUCUUCUUCUGCUCUAUGGCUAGUUACUGCGGUUAAGAAGUCUUCGCUCUUGGAAAGGAGGAGGUUUAGGCAAUCUAGCAGAUAAAUAGAUUCCCGCAGAGUAUUGUUCGCUUUCAUCUUUUGUCCGUGUGCAGAGAGAUGUUAUCGUUACAUCAGCUCUUUUGUGCGUUUUGAAAUCAGGAAAGUGGAUCGCCUAGGAGCGCUGUUGUGUUUGGAGCCAUUGUCUCCUACAUCAUGGAAUUCCUUCACACAACUGGGAUCACCCUUGCGGAAAGACAGGUAGGAAAGCACCCCACUUACCUGAGAGUAAGCCCCAUCGAAUUCAAGAGGACUCCGAGGAGCUGUAGUUAGGUGUUGUAGGGUCACAAAACCAGGCUUCUGACAAACUGUGUGCCUGGUCCCUUGUCCUUCGGAAAAAACAUGUUUCCAGCUGAUUCCAUCUUUAUGUGCAUAUAAUUUUUUAUAUGAUACUCACCCUAACACAGGGCAGUCCCUAGGUGAUUUAGAGUCAAGUUUGUUGUUGUUUUUGACUUCUUCUUUUUUUAAAAAUUAAAAUUGUCCUCCUACCUGAUCCUCAGAAAUUUAUCUGGAUUGAUACAAUUCCAAAGCACCGUGUUAGUCUUUGGCUUAGAAACCAAAAACAAUAAGGCUGAAAAUGAGAAACACUAAAUAGGAUGUAUUUUCCUUUUCUGAAAGUCCUAAUAACUAUCUCUUAAUGUAUUCAUUUUAGUUGUGAUGUAGUUGACAAGCACCUGGUGUCUAUUUGGUUUUAGUUACUGCAAUGUGAAUGUGCUUUGUUUUACAUUGCUUUACUUGGUUAUGUGUGUUGUUUUUUUGGAGGGGGGAGUAAAAACGUUCAUUUAAAUAAUAUCAUCACCACCUAUCAGGACCAGUGGUCAGGGAUUAUGGGAAUUAUAGUCAUAGAACAGCUGGAAACCAAAGUUGGGGAAACCCUGGUCUAUAGGGUGAAAUACACACCCAUACAAAUCACCUGUCAUCCUGGCCUUAGAACUUUGCAAGUUCUGCACUAGGUGCUUUCCUUUAGGAUUUUUUGCUACAUUUGAAGAGGGCCUUCACUGGUUUGUUUUACUUUUUAACAAGAUAUAUAUACCCCUUAAUUGAGAAUUUUAUUAUUUGUUUAGAAAUGGCAAUCAAAACAGGCAUAAUACGGCCCAUUUUGUAUCUUAUUUAAAACUUAUUUUAAAUACAAUUGUAUGCAGUUAAAUUACAUGUCUGGGUACUCCUGGUGCCGUUCUGGACAUGCCGCACAUAGCUGGCUUCCUGUGUAAGUGUGUUGCAUGUUGGGAUUGAAUUCGGGUUUUUGAUUUAUAGGUAGCUCCAGAAAACGAACAUUCAGCCAUGCUCUCCAACGUGAUAGAUGAACUGGUGAGCUUCCGAACCAAAGUGCGCAGUUUUGCCCUUGCUGCACCCGAGGCUGCGGGGGGCGUGUCCGCAGAUGGUGCCCUUCUGUCGAAAGAAGCCCGGCUGCAAAAGAAAACCGAAAGGCAGCAACUGUUGAAGGACCGAGCGCCCCUCUUGCAAGCGUGUGACAGCCUGCGUCGAGAUCUAGCCAUAUACGGCAUUGACAUAAAGGUUCGCCUCUUUCUCUGCCCAAAUCCUCCUGGCUGAACAUUUGUGGCAUAUCUCCUCUGUGGGUUGUUUUAGGAAUAGGGAUUUAUUGUGAUCUCUUCUCCCUCCUUCCCACUCCCCUCUGGGAACAGGCAGCUUUCCCCCUCGAACCCUAAAUGGUUAAAAUACAGUAGGAGCAACAGUAGAUUUAAACUUGAAUGGUCGUCACGUUUGGCUCAAGCCAGCAAGUCUUUAUUACUGCCCUGUGUAGCUGCCUUUGCAGUCCUCAGUGGAAACAACUGUUGAGCGUUGAAGAGCCUCUUUUGUUCUAAAGAGCCCUUGGGAAAUUUUAAAAUAUUCAAGCACUCCUGUAGUUGCAUUGUGAAGGCAAAGGAGUGGUGCUGGCUUUGGGAAAAAGUGUCCCAUAAAGUUUACUUGCCCCAUAGGUACUAGCUGUGUUUUUCUUACCUGCCAUGCAAGGGGUUUGUUGGGGGGGGGCGGUGUUGUAGAUUUUAGAAGAGCAAAUAAAUGUGCAAAAGUGCUUGGUUCUUCUGCAUACUAUUUGGAUCCGAGAAGCCCUUUUUAUUAUGAGUAAGUUGGGUUUCUGCGAGGGAGCUGUGAUGAUGGCAAAAGCAACCUGGGUUGCAAUCCAGCGAAAGCAGACUGGGGGCCAAAAGUCCCGUUGAAAACUUUGUGUACUUGGUCCAAUCUUAUGUGUGGACUUGCUCAUGCCGCGCUGAGAGUACAAACCAGGCGAAAAACAAGAAGAGGAUUGUUGUAGCAAGGUCCUCCUGGUUUCACAACCGAGGAGGAGGACCCAAAAACCAAAUGCUGGUUUAGGUUUAUUCUUCUUAGUCGGUGCUGUGGCAGCAGGUGUCUCUUAUCACCACCGCCUCAGAAAAGCUUAAGCCAUUUCAAAAAAAUAAUCUUGGUCCUGUAUAACUGAAGGAGCAUCUCCACCCCCCAUUGUUCAGCCUGGACACUGAGCUCCAGCAUGAGGGCCUUCUGGCGGUUCCCUCACUGUGAAAAGUGAAGCUACAAGGAAUCAGGCAGAGGGCCUUCUUGGUAGUGGCACCCUCCCUGUGGAAUGCCCUCCCAUUAGAUGUCAAGGAGAUGAGUAACUAUAUAACCUUUAACAGACAUCUGAAAACAGCCCUGUAUAGGGAAGCUUUUUAAGCUUUAAUGUUUUAUGUUUUUAUAUAGGUUGGAAGCUGCCCAGAGUGACUGGGGCAACCCAGUCAGAUGGACAGGGUACUACUACAGCUACUACUAACAACAACUGCUAGCAAGUCAACAUUCUGCUGAUUUAUGACACAAUCCUAUAUAUUUUUACUCAUGAGUAAGUCCCAUUGUGUUCACUGGGUCUUACUCCCAGGAAAGGGUACAUAGGAUUGCAGCCGUCAUCAGGGAAGCAUCUUAGAAACAUGAAUUGUGACUGUUAUUCCAAUACCUCAGAUGAAGUGAGCCUGUGAAAAGAUGGCGAUGAGUCUAGGGCAGGGUGAGGGAACCUGUGGCUCUGCAGAUGUUUGCUGGACUGCAGCUCCCAUCACCCCGACACAUUUGCCAUGGUGGUUGGGGUUAGAACAUCUGGAAGCCCCACAGGUUCUCUCCCAUUGGUCUAGGGCAGAGCUUUCAAAACUUACCAUGUUGGUGACAUGCUUUUUAGACGUGCAUCAUUUCACAACACAGUAAUUCAGUUUUGCAUCAUUUUGUGACACAGUAAUUCAGUUCUGCUAGCAAACCCAAGAUUAAACUAACCCCUUUCCAGUCCUGGGAGGAGCAUGGGGAGCAUUUGUGUGACACACCUGCACACUGUAGCCAACACACUGUGUUACAACACAGUUUUGAAUGCUCUGGUCUAGGGCAAGCCAGUAUGCCCACAUUUGAAGCCAGAGUUACAGUCCUGUGGGGCCUACUUUGGAAGUCAGGCCUAUUGAACAAUAUAGUAUUACUUCACAGCAUGAAAAGGACUGAGUAGAGGCUUUUCCAAUUCAUAUUUGAGUUCUAGAAGUAGUUUGUUUUAAAGGCAAUGUGAGUGUUUAACACACACUCCUUUUUUUGUAUUUAUGCAGGACAGAAGUACUACUUCUACAUGGGAACUUGGAGAGCCCAGUAAAGAACAGGAAAAGAGCUGA
This is a messenger RNA of Podarcis lilfordi (Lilford's wall lizard), 30209 nucleotides long. The record is from the annotation of a GenBank genome assembly. NCBI's taxonomy places the organism in Eukaryota, Metazoa, Chordata, Lepidosauria, Squamata, Lacertidae.